Echinostoma caproni is the source of this 267-nucleotide messenger RNA. Lineage: Eukaryota; Metazoa; Platyhelminthes; Trematoda; Plagiorchiida; Echinostomatidae. The record is from the annotation of a GenBank genome assembly.
AUGAAGCUACCCUGGCCAAACGUGUUUGCAGACGGAGAUGUGGAGAAAUGGAUUAGCGAUUUGGAAUUAAUCGCAUCGUGCAACGGCAUCAAAGGGAGUGCGCACAUAGUCACCGCGUUGGGGUCACUGCUCACCGGACGAGCGAGGGCCACAUACGACUUAAAUUUGGAAAGCAACCGAGCCUUAAAUUAUGAUAAUUUAAAAUCUGCAUUGGUGGCAGAAUUUUCAAAGGAGGAUGACCGCGAGAAGGCGAUGAACCGGUUUUAG